Molecule: messenger RNA, 2813 nt
Organism: Pungitius pungitius (ninespine stickleback)
Lineage: Eukaryota; Metazoa; Chordata; Actinopteri; Perciformes; Gasterosteidae
Product: vesicular inhibitory amino acid transporter-like
Exons: 2
Coding region: 394-1962 (522 amino acids)
Biological process (GO): amino acid transmembrane transport
Cellular component (GO): vacuolar membrane
Molecular function (GO): L-amino acid transmembrane transporter activity
Source: RefSeq, a predicted model, not a curated record
GCUGCCACCCGAAGGGACCCCCAACUGACACACAAAUGCUAAGGUGUCUUUUUUAGCGACACAUGAGGACAUAUUCUCUGUUUUUGGGGGCGUUUCCCACGUGAGGCGGAUGGCGAGGAGUGUCCUUUUUGUAGGGAGUAAUAUGGAUGAGCAAGCCAAGAGAAGCGGCUGAGGAUUUUUCUUUAACGUUUUUUUGGGUGAAACAGUUUGGCGACCGUCAGAGGGCUGGUGGAGCUUACUUUGCGACGACGAUCGAAGGGGCAACAAGCAUGACUUUACAGUAGCGGACCCAACUGAGAACAACCCACCCUGCAUGCAUCUGCCUCUUUUCUUCUCACUCGGUGAUAUCAUUUUCAGUUGAAGAACGUGUCUCUAUUUUUUUUUCGGGCAAAGAUGGCUCACCUAAUACGACACAAGCUCUCCAACAAGCUGACCAACGCGGCCCACACGGUCUCCAACAAAUCUCAGGCCAAGGUCAGCGGGGUGUUCGCCCGACUGGGCUUCCAGGCCGCGACGGAUGAAGAGGGAGUGGGCUUCGCCGAGUGCGACGACUUGGACUACGACUACAGGCAUGGGAUGCAAAUGGAUGUCCUUCAGGGAGAAGAGGAAGGGGGACAGCUGGAGGGAGAGGGGGAGCUGGACGGAGACAGUCACUACCAGAGGGAUGGCACCGGCCGUAUGCCCUCGUCCCUAAAGACGGGCGGCUCGCUGGAUGAGGAUAAACCACAAAUCACGACGUGGGAAGCGGGCUGGAACGUCACCAAUGCCAUUCAGGGCAUGUUCGUCCUCGGCCUGCCUUACGCCAUCCUCCACGGUGGCUACCUCGGUCUCUUCCUCAUUAUCUUCGCGGCCGUGGUGUGCUGCUACACCGGGAAAAUCCUCAUCGCGUGUCUGUACGAGGACAACGAGGACGGCAUAAAAGUGCGCGUUCGGGACUCCUACGUCGACAUCGCCAACGCCUGCUGCGCGCCCCGCUUCCCGGCGCUGGGCGGCCACGUGGUGAACGUGGCCCAGAUCAUAGAGCUGGUCAUGACCUGCAUUCUGUACGUUGUGGUCAGCGGCAAUUUGAUGGUCAACAGCUUCCCGGGAUUCCCGAUCUCCCAGAAGGCUUGGUCUGUGCUGGCCACGGUCGCGCUCCUCCCCUGCGCCUUCCUGAAGAACCUCAAGGCCGUGUCCAAGUUCAGCUUGCUCUGCACUGUGGCGCACUUCAUCAUCAACAUCCUGGUGAUCGCCUACUGCCUCUCCCGGGCGCGCGACUGGGCCUGGGACAAGGUCAAGUUUUAUAUCGACGUGAAGAAAUUCCCCAUUUCGAUUGGCAUCAUAGUGUUCAGCUACACCUCCCAAAUCUUCCUCCCCUCCCUGGAGGGGAACAUGCAGAAGCCCAGCGAGUUCCACUGCAUGAUGGAGUGGACUCACAUCGCAGCCUGCGUCCUCAAGGGCCUCUUCGCCCUGGUGGCCUACUUGACUUGGGCAGACGCCACCAAAGAGGUGAUCACAGAUAACCUGCCUUCAACCAUCCGGGCCGUGGUGAACCUCUUCCUCGUUUCCAAGGCGCUGUUAUCUUACCCGCUGCCGUUCUUUGCUGCAGUCGAGGUUCUGGAGAAAUCCUUUUUCCAGGAUGGCGGCAGAGCCAUCUUCCCUGACUGCUACGGGCCGACCGGGCAGCUGAAAUCCUGGGGUCUGGGACUUCGAAUUGGCCUGGUCGUCUUCACUUUGCUCAUGGCCGUCUUUGUCCCCCAUUUUGCCCUCCUUAUGGGUUUAACUGGGAGCCUUACCGGCGCUGGGCUGUGCUUCCUCCUGCCGAGCCUCUUCCACCUGAAGCUCCAGUGGCGGAAUCUCCUGUGGCACCACGUGUUCUUCGACGUGGCCAUUUUUGUUAUUGGGGGCAUAUGCGCCAUAUCUGGCUUCAUUCACUCAGUUGAAGGACUCAUAGAGGCGUACAGGUACAAUAUCCCCGACUGAGAGCUUCGGAGACGACCUUUAUUCAACGGUGAUGUGCUAAAAUGCCACUCUGGCAAGUUUUCGCGACGCCAGACCACCAAAACAUCACUUGGCAAAGAAGCUCAUGAGGAUGAUUAUUUGUGUGAAAUGUACAUCUUUUUUUAUUUUGCCUUUGUGAUAAUGUGCAAUAAUAAACUCUUCAAUCAUAGUGUUAAGUAUUCUACUCAUUCCAGAAAAUGUGUUUUGUUGACUGGACAGAGGAAUACAAACCUCCGCAUGAAAUGGGGGAAUAAAUAUGUGGGAAUUAACAAGCCUGUCCAGGUAUCAGUCUACAUGCAAAGUUGUCAAGACUCCAGUGAAAAUGUCUACCAUGGGUCUUACUGUGUAUACGUGUUUAUAUCCGGGGAAUGAAAUAUGUGAAAAACAAUGGAGUGAAUAUGUAAUUAUUGGUUUUUGAGCUGCUCGAUAUAUCAUUAAUCCCAGUGCAGAGAGAAAAUACCAACGCACCCACCGGAUCAGAGGGUGCUCUGUGGAAUACACCACUAAAGAAAUGUACGUAUGUGUAGUUGUUAAAAGAAUUUUAUUUGAGUUUGUUUGCGUUUCUGUGCUUUAUUUUCCAUCUUAUGCCUAUAGUAGUCCUUGUUGGCUCAUUUGUUUUCUUGGUGUUUCGAGUGUCAUUCUGGAUGAAGUGAAUUCAAAGUGCAAGCAAGUGGGUCCUAACUGUGUUAUAUGAAAAAAAAUGUCUGUCUGAUAAUAUUCUCUUCCUAUUGAACUUGUUAAUUGUGAUUUAAUGGAACUAACAUGGUGUGUGAGAAAAAAAGAGUAUUUGUUAAAUUAAGAGAUAAAUAAAUUAAAUAUUUUAUGGCUGGUGA